GGACAUUGUCGUCAUUUUGAGUUGUAGGCCUUUGUGAGAACAUGAGUAAAAGUAUCUGACCAUGGACAAGCGCUGGGCCCAGGAUGUGUUACGGUGUCGUCUCUGUGAGACCCAAGGCCCCCCUAUGUACUGUGACAUUUGUCACAUACAUCUGUGUAAAGCCUGUGUGGGGGAACAUCUCUCUGAUCUAUCCAAAGAACACAAAGUGCUGCCAUUUGAAAAGAGAAGAUCUACUCCUAAACGUCCAAAACACUCCACAAACAUAAGUGUACUUUAUUGUAAACAAUGUGACAUUCCUAUUUGUACAACAUGUCUUUCCUCUGAAGAACACAGUGGCCAUAAAUUUAUUGAAAUAUCUAAAAACAUUGACAGCAAGAAAGAAAUAAUUCAGAAAGAUUUACAAGAACUAGAGAAAUCCAUUUAUCCCAAAUACAAAGAGAUUGCAUCCAUUAACCAAGUCCAAAAAUCUGCUCUGAAUGAAAACUCUCAGAAAUUAACAACAGAAAUCGACAAACAUAGAGAAGACUUGCACAGAGAAAUAAACACCAUUAUCAGAAACAUGAAAUCUAACAUGGAGGAAACGGACACCAAACACCUGGCUGUCUUAGACAAACAGGAAGAUGAAAUUAAACACACCAUUUCUGAAAUCAUACAGACCAUUACUGAACUGAGGAUGUUACUGGACUCCAAUGAUGUCAGCCGUGUCUCUGCCUACAAAUCCAGGAAUGAUGAAUUCAGAAGAUUGCCUCCUAAACUCACAGUGUCCUUACCAAGUUUUACCCCUCAGAAGAUCAACAAAGAACAGCUUUAUCAACAGUUUGGUUCUCUGUCAGCGUCAUCUAUCAAAACAGAAGAACAUGGCUACACCAUGGAAUCUCCCGGUGCUGAGUCCUCUCCCCCGGACAGACCGCUCAUUGAUGUACCACGGAUCAUGACACAGAUAGACACAGAGUGUGGAGGAUUAGACAGUGUGUCCUGUCUGAGUGAUGAGGAGAUGUGGACGUGUGGUUGUAAUGACAACAUCAUGAGACUGUACAACCUCCGUGGGGAACUAGUGAAGUCAGUCAAAACCAAGUCAGGGAACAAUCCAGGGGACAUAGCAGUGACAAGGAGUGGGGAUCUAGUUUAUACUGAUAACAAUGAUAGAACUGUGAACAUAGUGAAGAAUAAAAAGAUAAAGACAGUGAUCAGACCACGGGGGUGGAAACCUCGCCGUGUCUGUAGUACCUCCUCUGGUGACCUCCUGGUUGUCAUGUACAGUGAUGAUUAUAAACAAACAAAAGUUGUGUGUUACUCUGGCUCCACAGAGAAACAAAGUAUUCAGUACGACGACAAAGGACAACCUCUCUAUUCAUCUGGUGGAUACAGUAAAUACAUCAGUGAGAACAGGAACCUAGAUAUCUGUGUGUCAGACCAUGACGCCCGUGCAGUAGUGGUGGUCAAUCAGGCCGGGAAACUCCGGUUUACCUACACUGGUCCUCCCUCUACUACCAAGGGAUCAUUUCGUCCAUACAGCAUCACAACAGACAGCCAGGGUCGGAUCCUGACAGCAGACUUUAACAACCACCGUAUCCACAUCCUGGAUCAGGACGGACAGUUCCGCCGCUACAUUGACAACUGUCAUUUACAGGAUCCAUACGGUUUAUGUGUGGACACCAGAGACAACCUCUUUGUGACUGACAGAGGUAAAGUGAAGAAAAUACAGUAUGUCUAGAACAUUACACAGCAGUGUAACAUUGUUUAUAUGUAUUACAUGUUGACAAACUGACUGUCUGUAUAUAUAAAACAUGUAUUAGCAUAAAGAUAAACAAUUAUAUUAUAUAAUAGAGUCAUGCAUAUAAAAAUAAACAUCCAUUUAGUUCAUGUCAACAAUAUCAUUGUUUUGUUUAUCAUGUUUAUACAUCAUAAUAACAAACUGUUUUAGUGUAGUGAUUGUAUUGUCAAUGAAUUAAAUGUUUAUACAUUUAAUGUCUAAACAAACUGUGUACAUUAUAAGAAUACAAUCAGAGAAACCUUGUUUGGUAUUUGUCAAAGAAAUCAAAACAUUUUAAUGUUGAUAAAUAUCUGUAAAAAUCUUUUUUAGCACUCCUUUAUCAUGUUUAUAUUAAGUUAUGAGUUAAUUUCAAUCAUUUUAAUAAGAAUAGCAGGCGCGUAGCUAGGCGUACGCAAGUACGCAAGUGCUUCCAUAUCAUUUUCAGAAAAGAAAAAAGAAAUAAAUUAAAAGAAUAAAAAUAAAAUUUAAAUAAUGCUGAUUAAUGAAAACUUUCUUUUAGGAAUAAAAAUUAAACUAAGCCGCUGUUAUCUCAGAAUUUGCUGAGAAAUAGCGCAGACGACUUGCCUUUCUUUUUCAAUAAAUAAAAAAGAAAUUGCUCUUCUGUUAUAUUCUUAUAUUAUUUGCAUGCAAUUCUAUAGCCUCAGUGAUCGUGACAAUGAUUAUGAAUAGAUUAUCGAGAUCGAAAUAACGGAAUCUUAAAGUUUAAAUAUAUGAGUAUUUAUGUAGACAAAAAUGUUAUAGACCAUUAGGAGAGAAAGCACAAGACUUUUUAGAUAUCGAAUAAAUUGAUUAAAUUAAUUACAUUAUAAAUAAGGCACUACUUUUUUUUCUUUAUUGUUAAUAUUAUGAUGAUGAAGUAAGCAUUUUACACAUUAAAAAUUGGGGUUAUUUUGAUGAAACUUCUUUUUCUAGAUACUCCAAAUUAAGUGUUUGAAAUGCCAAAAACUCGCCAUCUUCCGGGCGUUCUGGGCCCCAACCAUGGCUUCGCUCCGUACCCAUUGGGGGGGGGGGGGGGCUCAAGGCGGCCCCCAAAUCCCCUGCCUUAGUUUGCUUCCACAAUAAGGAAGCCUUAGCUACGCCCCUGAAUAGAAAUAUAAAUCAUACAUUUUCUUUUCUCAAAGCAGAUAAACUGAAGGUACCACAUUUGUUGAACAUUUGAAUGGUGUUUAUUUGAUCUUUGUCCAUUAAGAUUUCUGUCACAGAAGAUUGAGUAACUUUUGUUUCUUACACUCUAGUAAUAAA
This is a messenger RNA of Magallana angulata, 3016 nucleotides long. Its product is annotated as tripartite motif-containing protein 2-like. The transcript has 2 exons. NCBI's taxonomy places the organism in Eukaryota, Metazoa, Mollusca, Bivalvia, Ostreida, Ostreidae. Gene Ontology annotation, molecular function: protein binding; ubiquitin-protein transferase activity; zinc ion binding. Gene Ontology annotation, biological process: positive regulation of DNA-templated transcription. Bases 62 to 1714 code for a protein of 550 amino acids. The record is from RefSeq and is a predicted model, not a curated record. Gene Ontology annotation, cellular component: nucleoplasm; chromatin.